AUGGGUGAACAUAACGUCGUUAUUGCUGUCAUUCCCGAUGGGGAAUAUGGAACAGCUUCUGCGGCCAAUGUAGCGACAAACAUGCUGAACAGUUUUCAUAACAUCAGGAUCGGCCUUAUGGUCGGUAUUGGCGGUGGUGUACCAAGCGAAAGUCAUGAUAUUCGCUUAGGUGAUAUCGUGGUUAGUGCACCUCGUGGUAGUGAGGAUGGUGUGUUUCAAUACGAUUUUGGCAAAUCGAUCCAGGGCCAAACAUUUCAGCAGACGCGGUUCCUUAACCAGCCACCAACUAUACUACGCACUGCCAUUUCGGGAAUUCAAGCACAAUAUAAAAGGAAAGGGCAUAAACUCCAGGAAGUCACCAAUAACAUUGUCAACGGAAACCCUAGGCUACAUCACGGACACGAAUAA
Messenger RNA from Penicillium longicatenatum, 408 nucleotides. RefSeq lists its product as uncharacterized. The coding region runs from base 1 to 408 and encodes 135 amino acids. The transcript has a single exon. Gene Ontology annotation, biological process: nucleoside metabolic process. Gene Ontology annotation, molecular function: catalytic activity. The record is from RefSeq and is a predicted model, not a curated record. NCBI's taxonomy places the organism in Eukaryota, Fungi, Ascomycota, Eurotiomycetes, Eurotiales, Aspergillaceae.